AGUGAUCCAAAUCCUCUUGACCCUAAUAGAGAUAUAGUUUUGGUUACUAGAUGGGUACGAACUGAUGAAUCUGCGAGUUUCACACAACAACAACUCAAACAAUUCCGUGAAGCUCAAAGACAGAAUAUUAUUAACAAUUCUGUGCUCUAUAAUAGUCUCUUGCAAAAUCCUGAGGCAACUCCGAAUAUUUCCGCCAAAGUAUGGAAUAGUAUUGCUAGGAAUGAUAAUGUUAGUUCUGUAUUUCAGGCUCCUGAUGCUAUCCAUUUCUUUGGUGGCUCAGAAAACAUGAGGUCUCAUAUGAUGCAAAUUGCAUUCAAAAUUGAUCCGGAUUUUUCCAAUUUAGCUGCAGAAUUUUCUUACAUAAUUCAAACAAUAUAUGAAUUUGCAAAAAAAAGAAAAUUUCCAUUUAAUCAAUUUUUACAUAUUAGAAUCAUAAAAUCCAGUGAAGCAUUAUUAUCUAAUACUUUCGAUCAUGAUCCAGAAACUUUGUAUUGUCAAAUAGAUUUUGUAACAAAUCUUGGCACUUCUGGAUGGGAAGAAUUUGCACAAUUAAUGGCGCAGAGAUAUUUUGAUAAGUACAAAGCAAAACCUCAUUGGGGAAAACAAUGGGAGAUUAUUCCAAACGUGCAAUCUUAUCUUUCUGGUGUUUUAUCAGAUCAAAUUAAACAAUUCGAGAAAGUACGCGCAAAGCAUGACCCCGAUAAAAUUUUCUUUGAUAAUAAGUCUUUACAGGAUAUAUUUAGUCUUGCUUUAUCUUCAUGA
This is a messenger RNA of Racocetra persica, 762 nucleotides long. The record is from the annotation of a GenBank genome assembly. NCBI's taxonomy places the organism in Eukaryota, Fungi, Glomeromycota, Glomeromycetes, Diversisporales, Gigasporaceae.